Molecule: messenger RNA, 2957 nt
Organism: Cicer arietinum (chickpea)
Lineage: Eukaryota; Viridiplantae; Streptophyta; Magnoliopsida; Fabales; Fabaceae
Product: E4 SUMO-protein ligase PIAL2
Biological process (GO): protein sumoylation
Cellular component (GO): chromatin
Molecular function (GO): SUMO ligase activity; zinc ion binding
Source: RefSeq, a predicted model, not a curated record
GCAAAAUAGCUUAUCACGACCGUACGAAAUUCAAUUCGUACUCUUAAGUCUCCCUACUAGAACUUUCCACAGUAACAAUUCCGCGUUUGUUUGCGGUUGAAGUCGUUAAUGCACUCACCAAUUUUUCCUCUCUCGUCACCGCCAAACACCCGCCCAAUGGAGGUGAACACUUCGCCGGCGUUACCAAUGCAUCCGGAUUUAGGCCAGUUGAACGGAACCGGAAAUCCAGUGUCUCCGUCGCUCGUCAACUUGUAUAGAAUCACCAAAGUUGUGGAGCGUUUGGCUUUGCACGUUCAACCCGGCAACCGAACUGACUCUUUCGAAUUCUUUAACCUGUGUCUUUCACUCUCUCGAGGGAUUGAUUAUGCACUUGCCAACGGUGAAACUCCAUUAAAAGCUAAUGAACUACCUACGUUGAUGAAACAGGUUUGAAGACAUUACUUUUCCUUUUCCACGCAGAUGUAUCAAAGAAAGACAGAUGAACUAUCCCUAGCAGCUGUAAUGGUUUUGAUGAUCUCUGUGAAGAAUGCUUGUAAAAUUGGAUGGUUCCAGAAGAAAGAAUCAGAAGAACUCUUAACUAUUUCUGACGAGAUAGGAAAGAUCUACUGCACCCUGGGAAAUGUAAGUACCGGUCCUAGUUCUUGCCACUCUGCAAUGUUAACUAUAAUGGAAAGGUUCUAUCCAAAACUCAAAUUGGGUCCAAUAAUUGUAUCAAUCGAAGCCAAGCCUGGAUAUGGAGCUGCUGCUGUUGACUUCCAUAUCACAAAGAAUAAUGUUCUAUCAGACAAAAAAAUUUGGUUAUUGGUGGCACAAACUGAUAACAUUGAGACAUCUGCAUGCCUCAUCAGCCCUCAGCAAGUGAAUUUUCUCCUAAAUGGAAAAGGAAUUGACACAAGAACUAACAUUCGAAUGGAUCCUGGACCACAAAUGCCCACUAGUGUGACUAGUAUGCUUAAAUUUGGGACAAAUCUUCUUCAAGCUGUGGGUCAGUUCAAUGGUAAUUAUAUUAUACUUGUUGCCUAUAUGAAUGCUGCACCCUUGCCUGAGCAUCCAGUUCUUCCACCAGAUUAUGUUCAGCCUGCCGUUACUUCUGUCGACUCAGAUAUUAUCGAGGGGGCAUCCCGGAUCUCGCUUAAUUGUCCGAUAAGCUUUACGCGUAUCAAGACUCCAGUUAAAGGGCAUUCAUGCAAACAUUUCCAGUGCUUCGACUUUGACAACUUCACUAACAUAAAUUCUAAGAGGCCAUCCUGGCGCUGCCCCCAUUGCAAUCAGUAUGUCUGCUACACAGAUAUUCGUCUUGACAGAAAAAUGAUUGAGAUCCUGAAGAAUGUUGGCGAGAACGUUUUGGAAGUGAUUGUCCAUGCUGAUGGAUCGUGGAAGGCAGUCUUGCAAAAUGACCAUGAGGUGGAUAAGAUACAGAAUAAGGCCGCUUAUCGUGAAAAGGAACAGACUGAACAACAAGAAACUACGUGCUCCCCUAAUACCGUUCCUGAUGUUUUGGACCUCACCGAAGAUAAUUAUUUGGACAUAAUGGACACUUGUGAAACUACAGAUAGAAAGCCUUUCCAGGCCUCUGUUUCUUCUGGCGUUCAAAUAGAAGAUGACUUUUGGGCUGGAUUUUAUAUGAACAACAGUGGGUCUGAUGCCCCUACAGUUGGUAUCGACCAUCCCGUUCUGGCUGAUGCUGUUUCUCCGCCAUUUAAUCAGGAAGCCGAGGGUCAUGACAUUAUUCCUGCCAUAAAUUCUGCCAUGCAUAACCAGUUUUUUCCAUCAAAUAAUUUGCAGCUGAUGAAUUAUAUGAAUUCAUCUAAUGAAUAUGGGAGUUCAUCCGUGUCACCGAGACAUAUUCAAAGGACUCCAGUAGCUGUUCAGGCCCUCCCAAUCCAAUCUCAGACAUUAGGAUCACAGCAAAAUUCAGUAACUAAUUUGGAUUCCUUGAUUACCAGCAGUUUGUCUGCUACUCCUCAUGUUUCUUUGUCCAACCCCGCCUCCGCAGAUUCUUACAAUGCCAUACUGAGUGACCUAGAAAGACAGCAACUAUUUUCUCAAGCCCCACUGAAUAUGUCUCAGGUCUCAGCAGCAACACAGAACCGAGUACCACCAGGUAAUAUGUCAGCCACAACUCAGAACCGAGUGCCAUCAGUUAAUAUGUCAGCCCCAAAUCAGAACCGAGCACCAAGUCAUUUGCAAAACCCAUACAGAGCAGGUAUGCUGAAUGAUUUUAGAAAUUCACACCUGCAGCAAACUCUAAAUCCCCGGGCACACCAACCCAUGCAACCAUCGAAUACCCAAUGGUCCCACGUCCAGCAAGGGUGUCCAUCAAAUAACCAACAAGCCAGGGUUAUGGCUUCAUCACAUGUUGCCAGACAAGGGGAGCAACGAGGACCGCCAGUACAAGCAGUUUCUAGGACCAACGAAUUGUUCAAUUCUCAACCAGAUCAGAAUUGGCGUCCUACAUCACGAAUGCGUGGAAGUCUCACAGAUCGGCAACUUACUGAUGACAUUAGGCAGCGACUAAUUAUGCCAUCAUCCCAACAAGUUCAAAGUUCAAGACCACAAGGUGCACAACCAGUCCGAACAACAUCCCCACUGGAUGUGCUUAUUGCUAACAGUAGAAAUGCUCAUAAUAAUCCUUCGAGACCGUAAUAUUUUUGGGAGCCUUUAUUUGUGCAUGUUUGGAAAGAUAUAACGUAUUAGAGCGCUCAUGUUUUAUAUCCAUUGGUUGUAAAUAUUACUGACAAUAGAUAGGGAAACACAAAGAACAUGCUGGUAUUUUGAUUAUAACUUCACAUAAGCGUUUUCAACGUUGACUAAGUAAUUAAAUAGAGGAAGAUAUUUUGUUUACGUCAUUAUGGGGAAUUGAUUUGUUAUGAAGCUGAAGACAUGACAAGUGAAAGCAAUUUCGGGGGCUAAUAUAAUAUGCAAUUAAUAGAACAUGAUUUAUUUGGGAAUUGUAA